UCUCCCCCUCUCUCUCUCUGGAAAAAAAUUAAUACUAUUAUAAUAAUAAGAUUAAAUUAAAAGAAGGGAGCUUUGUUUUUUUGUGGGUUGUGUGUGAAUUCUAAAGCCAAGGGCCAAAGCCAAACCAAAGUCUCCUCUUUCACACCUUUCAAUCUCCAAACCAUGGAGGAAGAAUCUAGGGCUUCAUAUUUCAACCAGGUCAAUCGAGGUCUGUUCCUUUGGUGUCUCUCUUACUACAAUUUUGAUCAUUUUUUUAUCAUGGUAUAGCUUAUAUUUUUUUGGUUAUUAUCUGAGUUUCUCCUUUUCUAUUCAAUUUUAUAUUUUUGGUUUAAAAUUUUCAUCUUUACAAAAAUUCAGCCUUUGGAAAGAUGAAUUUCUUGGAAUUCUGAUGAAAUGAAAACAAUUUUAUGGUGUUUCUUUUAUUUACCCAAGAAUGACCAUAUGGGCUUUGUAUUUUUUUCUUGAAGAUCUAUUACCAAGCUAGGUUUUUGAGAUUUUUGGAGUUUUUAUGGUCUGUUUUUGUUUGGGUACUUCAGCUUUUUGGCCCUUUUGGCUGAUUUAAAGACUUUUGGGAGUCUGGGAUUAUUAUUAUGGAGGAGGUUGAAGAAGCUAACAGGGCUGCUGUGGAGAGCUGCCACAGAGUUCUGAGUUUCUUGUCUCAAACUCAAGAUCAGGUCCAGUAUAGGAAUUUAAUGUUGGAAACCGGGGAGGCUGUGUUUAGGUUCAAGAGAGUUAUUUCUCUUCUAAAUUCUGGUUUAGGUCAUGCAAGAGUUAGGAAACUCAAGAAAUUACCAACCCCUUUAUCCCAAAACAUCCUUCUAGAUAAUCCACACCAUAGAACAGAUCAUUCGUCCAAGAAUUUUCAGCUUCUCCAAUCUGGUAAUGACUUUGAUAACCACCCAAUUCAAGAAUUGGGUUCUUCAAGUGCUAAAAGUUCCCUUUGUUUGGGGGGGCCAUCUUUGGAGUUGAGUUCAAGUGGGAAAAGACCCUCGCACCUUGCCCAGCAAACACCUGCGGCACAUUAUCACUUCCUUCAGCAACAUCAUCAUCUGCAGCUCCAACAGCAGCAGCAGCAGCAGCAGCAGCAGCAAAUGAAACAACAAGCUGAAAUGAUAUUUAGGAGAAGCAGUAGUGGGAUGAACUUGAACUUUGAUAACAACACUAGCUGUACACCUACAAUGUCAUCAACUAGAUCUUUCAUAUCUUCUUUGAGCAUAGAUGGUAGUGUGGCUAAUAUGGAAGGAAGUGCUUUCCAUUUGAUUGGGGCGCCUCGGUCCUCAGAUCAGAGUUCACAGCAACACAAGAGAAAGUGUUCCGGAAGGGGAGAAGAUGGGAGUGUGAAAUGUGGAAACAGUGGUAGAUGCCAUUGCUCAAAGAAAAGGAAACAUAGAGUAAAGAGGUCAAUCAAGGUACCUGCUAUCAGCAACAAGCUUGCUGAUAUCCCUCCUGAUGAUUACUCAUGGAGGAAGUAUGGGCAGAAGCCAAUCAAGGGUUCUCCUCAUCCUCGGGGAUAUUACAAAUGUAGUAGCAUGAGAGGUUGUCCUGCAAGGAAGCAUGUGGAGAGAUGCGUGGAAGAGCCAUCCAUGCUUAUCAUAACUUAUGAAGGUGAACACAACCAUCCGAGGAUACCUUCACAAUCUGCGAAUACAUAAUCCCCGUGUUCUUCUCAAGCCGCUUACUGUUCCAUUAAUCGAAACAUAAUUGCGAAUGGAUUUUGUACAUAUUUUGCAUCCUUCAAGUCUAGGAUAUAUUUGGGGGCUUUUUUUUUUUUUUUUUCUAAGUUUUCCUUUUUUGACUCUUGGAAUUGGCUUACCAAAGCCUUCUUAGCAAUUAGGCCGGCGAGCUUGAAGUGAAGCACCGAUCAAAGAAAAAUGUAGAAUUGGGGCUUUAAAUUGUAAGAACUUUUUCAUCUUCCAUGGCAGCCAAUGCUUGAAACAGUUCCAGAAAUUUUCUUCCCAAGUUAGUAAUAUCCAAAUUGUGGUGAUUUUCUUUUAA
Molecule: messenger RNA, 1995 nt
Organism: Jatropha curcas
Lineage: Eukaryota; Viridiplantae; Streptophyta; Magnoliopsida; Malpighiales; Euphorbiaceae
Gene: WRKY21
Product: WRKY DNA-binding protein 21
Biological process (GO): regulation of DNA-templated transcription
Molecular function (GO): sequence-specific DNA binding; DNA-binding transcription factor activity
Source: RefSeq, a predicted model, not a curated record